Messenger RNA from Echinococcus granulosus, 2955 nucleotides. RefSeq names its product Non-lysosomal glucosylceramidase. Lineage: Eukaryota; Metazoa; Platyhelminthes; Cestoda; Cyclophyllidea; Taeniidae. Bases 1 to 2955 code for a protein of 984 amino acids. The transcript is spliced from 14 exons. Gene Ontology annotation, biological process: carbohydrate metabolic process. Gene Ontology annotation, molecular function: beta-glucosidase activity. The record is from RefSeq and is a predicted model, not a curated record.
AUGUCGGUUUGUGCCAUCUCUUAUGCUGAAAAAACCCAUUUACUUCCCACUUACGGGUGGAGAAAACGAUUCGAUGAGUGCCCACCGAAAAACGCGGGUCCGAAUAAACUCCGAUUUGGCAUUCUAAUGUCCAAUCUUCCGGAUAUACCAAGGUACAUAAUCAAAUCCCAAAUACCAACCGAAUACCGGAAGAAACGUUUACUGCCGAUAGACAUACUUAACCCUCUGACUGUACCGUCUACCUACGGCGUUCCAUUAGGGGGCAUUGGGUGCGGUACGAUCGGUCGUGGUUAUAAAGGCGAAUUUUGUCGGUCAAGUCUUAUACCUGGUCGUUUUAAUUAUGACGUCGGUGUGGCUGAUCAGUUCAUCCUCACCGUAUGGAAAGACGGAACUUGUGUGUAUCAUCAGGUUCUUUCGACUUCUGGGCCGGCUAAAGGUGUGCAAGGCCUUCAUUCGUGGAAGUGGUCAAUGUCGCCGCAGGUGGGCAACUUCAUUGGCCUCUAUCCGCGCUCGUGGACGGUCUAUGAAUUCCCGGAAUUGAAGCUCUUGCUGAUAUGCAAACAAGUUUCUCCAGUUAUUCCUGAAGACUACAAAGAUAGUUGUCUCCCAAUUGGAGUCUUUCACUGGACUGCCCUCAAUUUUGAUCCAGAAAGCGACGUCAAACUAUCCAUUACAAUGACCUGGCGGGGUCCCAGAGCACCCAAACGACCGCUCCCACCAAAGGUGGGCGCAGCGGGCGCCGUGUGUGCAGAGAUUGGACACUUGCGAAAGCACAAAGAUGACGAGUUCACAUUCCCAUUUGACGAUUCCGAUAACCAACUCUCCGGAUGUCUACUGGAGACUUUCAUCGAUGACAUGCCCUGCUGCUUCGGCGUUGCAGCCAAAUCAACCGACAAGGUGGAGGUUUCGCGUUGUAUGGGUUUCACUCUUGGCUGCAAAGGUGCUGGUAGCGCUAGCAGCAAGCAAAAGACGACUGGUAAGGAGUCGUAUCGGUCUCCAUGGGGUAUCACGACCCACAGCAUGGCCUCCGCUCACGAUGCCAUCAGUUCAAGCAAACUUUGGACUGACUUGGGCCAGGAAGGUCAUCUGGCCUUCGAAAAUACUGGCUACUACGUGGAGAGGAAGGACAAGAACCAUCCUCUGAUCGGCGUUGCAGUUUGUGCCUCUUUCAAGGUGGUUGCUGCUGCCGGAGGUAAGGAUGACUUGGUGCCCGGCCAGGAGGCCUGCGACUUCUUCCUCACCUGGCACAUGCCACGGGUGCACUUCAGAUCAGCCCUGGUUGCUUACAGGAGGCGUUAUGUGCGCUGGUUUUCCGAAGACAUCAUCAGAGGGGCGAGCGAGCUUCUCAUCUAUGCUUCGAGGAGAGCACAUCUCUGGGACGAGGCCAUUGAAUCAUGGCAAAGCCCCAUUCUUCAAGAUAGUCGUUUUCCGACCUGGUACAAGUCAGCUCUCUUCAAUGAACUAUACUACAUCGCCGACGGAGGUACGGUGUGGUUGGACCCCCUACCCGCGGAGGGAUCAGCAGGAGUUAUAGCAGAGGGCGAUGGCUCUGCGGCAAGCAGCAGUAACGGCGUUACUGGUGGUACGGAGGAGCUGUGCUCUCCGCUGGAGAAUGUGCGCCGUCGCAACCCCACUGUUCGUUGCCGUCGACCUGCCUAUUACUCCACCAAGGCCCCCGCCGCGGGUGACAAUGCUCCCGCCGACGUUGCUGAAAUCGAGUUGAUUCGUGCCCGAGUCAACUUUGGUAACGAAAUGGGACUCUUUGCUUAUCUCGAAGGCCAUGAAUACCGCUUGUACAACACGUACGACGUGCACUUUAACGCCUCAUGGGCCCUCCUCAAACUCUGGCCUAGGCUGCAGCUGGCAAUCAACUACGACCUGGCCGAUAUGACUGCCAGCGAGGACCGCUCUCCCAUGAAGCCGGUGUUCAGGGGCACUCAUGACAAACAUCGCAUCCUCAGCUACGCCCUCUCGGUGCCUCAUGACUGCGGGGACCCCGAAGAUGAGCCAUGGUACCGCGUGAACGCCUAUACUCUCCGUGCUACUGACGAGUGGAAGGACCUCAACCCCAAGUUUGUGCUUAUGACUUGGCGCGACUGGAAGGUCACUGGCGACGAUGACUACCUGUUCUACAUGCUCCCGCUCAUUGUGGCUAUUAUGGAAGGCUGUCUUGAAAAAUGGGAUAAGGACGAAGAUGGAAUAAUUGAAAGCGCUAACUUUCCAGAUCAGACUUACGAUAUGUGGAAGGCUGUUGGCCUCGGUGCUUAUAUUGGGAGCAUUUGGCUUGCAGCGCUUUAUGCGACCAAGGAUAUGAUUUCGUACACCCUUUCGAAGGAACAAAAUCCUGUCAAGAACGAAACUCUAUCAGGGCAGGAGCACAAAUUCGGCGAACUCUUAUCCAAGGCGAAAACCAACUAUUAUGAGAAACUUUGGAAUGGAUGCUUUUACCGCUACGACAUGCAUGAUAGCAAGGCUAAUCCCGCCAUCAUGGCCGAUCAAAUCUGCGGCCACUGGCUGCUGCGUACUUGCGGAGCCCCUGCGGAUGCAAUUCUACCGGAAAACACAAUCCCCCUCACGAUUGAUUCGGUUGUCAGUAAGAAUUGGCGAUCAGUGCUCGAUGGAGAAAUGGGUGCUAUUAAUGGAGUCCGCAAGAAUGGCAAAGUGGUUUCCAACGUCCAAGCUGAGGAGUUUUGGGUGGGCACCAACUACUGCCUUGCCUCCCUUUUCAUACUAGAGGGGAUGCCGAUCAAUGGAUUCGACCUUGGCGGUGCCUGCUACAAAACAGUCUACGAGAACCUAGGCCUGCAAUAUCAAACACCUGAGGCCUACACAAUGGAGAAGGGCUACCGAUCUCCGGCAUACAUGCGCCCCCUCUCCAUCUGGAGCAUCCAGCACUCGGCUGAUUUGAGACAUCUCUGCCACAAUGGGUCCAGUCCCGCCCGCACCACCGACUAG